Protopolystoma xenopodis is the source of this 468-nucleotide messenger RNA. The record is from the annotation of a GenBank genome assembly. Lineage: Eukaryota; Metazoa; Platyhelminthes; Monogenea; Polystomatidea; Polystomatidae.
AUGGAAAUUAUAUACAAGAUAUUUUUUGUCUAUAUUGCAAAAGAUUGCACUAGUCCUAGUUUGAAGUCCAACGAUAAUUUGUCAUCGAGUCAGUCUGAUUGCCUACCUGAGUCAAGUUCGCAUCUGCACAGCCCAUCCUUUACUGCUGGCACUCUGAUAUCUCCACCAGGACCCCAACUAAGCGAGGAACAGCGUCGGCUCCAUCGCCUGGCAUCCCUCCCACGCCUCAUCGAGGUCGAAAGAGUGCUUAUAUUGGAAGCUAGUGCUGCUCUACAGGAGUGCCAAAAUCGGGACAAGAAUUCUGCAGCUGGUGCCAUUCACUCGAAUAAGUGGGGAGCAGGAGAAUCUCUACUUCUUAUGCAUAUUGAGAAUAGCAAAAAAAUGCUUAUUGCCUGUAAGCCAUACAUUGUCCUUCUUUCUUUGCGUAUAUGCAAUUCUCUUUAUUUGAGGCAUACUCAUUUGUUAUAG